AUGGUGUCUUGGAGCGACGGCUCGAGCAGUGAGGACUCCGACGUGCAGAUCAUUUCUUCCUACGACUCCCCUAUUAAGAUCCCACCAACAAUAGAUGACCCGUUGUUCACUGGUGCUGCUGACGAUUUGAGGGUGAUGUGCGAGCAUGGCAAGCCAGGGAAGAAAUGUGUUGCAUUCCAGGGGAUAAGCACUGGGAGGAGGUUCAUUGCUUGUGCCGUAGAAGGAGUUAAUAACUGUGGAUUAGUGCAGUGGGUAGAUGAGGAGUGGCCAGAUCAUCUGCAGAAUGCCCUCCACAAAUUGUGGCUUAUAUAUGAGGAUAGCAUCCAGGCCAAUAAGAUGGAAUGCCUUGAGCAUUCAUUUACUGAGACUUAUGAGAAGCUUGUUGAAGAUGUGAACAACCUCUUGGAUUCCCGGGAUAAUCUGCCACAUGAAACUGAUAUGAAUGUUGCUGACAGCAGCAUGGAAAAGGAUGCUGAGAUCAAAAAAUUGAAGGCAGUUGUUGAUCAGUUGAAGUGCAUUCAUGUUGCUCAAGCCAAUGUCAUUAGGAAUUUGAAGUUCAAUCAUCUGAAAGAGAAGGAAAAGAUGAGCUCUGAUAAGAGGACUUUGGAGUUUAGCUUAGCUUUGGAGUUAAUUGCAGAAAACCACCACAUUUGAGGCAUCGAUUGCAGAAAACCACCUAGUCACUAAUUUUGUGCAAAAAUCACCGCGUUUCUAGUAAACCUUCUGCAAAAUGCACUAAUCAGGUGAUUUAGCCCAUUUAAUCAUUUUCUGACAGGUGGGACCGCACUCUAAGAAGCUGACUUGGCAAAAAAAUGACAUACACAUCCCUGGAUCUAAAAACAAAAAGCAAUCAAGCCCCUGUUCUUGAUCUGAUCCCCUGCUCCCGCUCUGAACGCCUCCCAAUGGUCCGGUAGUGGACGCCGCCGGCCACUUCCUCUCCGGGCUGCCACCAUUGAGAGUCGGGGGAAACAUGGCGUGAGGCCGGGAUGGACGGUGAGCGUGGCCGACGCCACUGCUGCUCGCGCCCGUGCGGCGGGCAUAGCUACUCACGUCCAUCCGGUGUGCCUCCCCGUCACCUAGCCGGCGCCGAUGCAGGUGAGCAGCAAGGGCGGCGGUGGCUUGAGCUCCGGCCGCGGUGAGGCGCCCUCCCUCACCAGUCACCACGCCAACGCGGCCCAAGGAGCGGGGCUUGGGAGGCCGGCUCCGACGCCAGGGAGCGAGGGGGAGGAGGAGGAAACGAGCUCCUUGCGGAAGAACUUGACGCCGAUGAGCUUUUGUGCGUGGAGGCGUUGAACUCCGUGGUCGACACGCAGCCACCGCGGAACCUGCGGGGCCGCGGCCCCGCCGCCUCCCGCACGUCGUCCUGCCGGCCGCCGCCGUCUUCCGUCGCCUCCGGCGACAAGGGCCUCCCCGCCGCCGUGUACCUUCUCCUUCCCUCUUUUCUCUUUCCUAUCUUCUCAACUCUCUCUUUCUCCUUCACAGGGGAGCAAGCACGGCGCCUAUCGGACCCAGCCAUGGCCGCUGCCCCGCCUCCUGACGCCGGCAACUGGCGCGUAGCCGCCCCUCCGUGCACUGCUGGCCCUCGUGGUUGCGGAGAUGGCCGGCUGCUCCGCCCAGCGCGUCGCUCCGCGCGUCCCUGGCCAAGCAGCGCGGCGGAGGCCAGGAACCCGACGCCCAGCGCGUCUCUGCCCGGGCUGUGGGGGCUGAUUGCUUUUGUGUUUUAGAUCAAGAGGUGUGUGUGUAAAUUUUUUGCUCUUACAAUCUGGUCCCACUUGUCAGAAAGUGGUUAAAUGGACAAAUCACCUGAUCAGUGCAAUUUGUAAAAAGUUUACUAGAAACGCGGUGAUUUUUGCAUAAAA
Aegilops tauschii subsp. strangulata is the source of this 1859-nucleotide messenger RNA. The record is from RefSeq and is a predicted model, not a curated record. Lineage: Eukaryota; Viridiplantae; Streptophyta; Magnoliopsida; Poales; Poaceae.